CCAAUGGGCCAUCAUCACGCCCUCCCUUCCCUUAUCCGAACCUGCUGUCUCACGGAGUGAUCUGCAUCGGCUCUAGCUAGUUUGUCCGCAUCGCCAUUACUGUACUAUUUAGUGUGUGAAUGAGGGCAGGGGAGAGCUAGGUAGUCAGUCAUCUUUCCAGCAAGAACCACUGUGCAGCUAGGAUUCGGUGAUCCUGAUCCAUGGAGGUGGCCGGAGGAGGAGGAGCCGUUGUCGGUGCGUCGUCGUCCCCGCGGCGCGUGGUGGUGGCGGUGGACGAGAGCGAGGAGAGCAUGCACGCGCUCUCAUGGUGCCUCUCCAAUGUCGUCGCCUCCGCGGCCAAGGCCGCCGCGGCGGCGCCGGCCCCCGCAGUGGUGCUCGUCCACGCCCGCUCCCCGCGCCCGUUCUACUACCCCUCCAUCGACGGCGCCGAUUACAUCCUGACGCAGCAGGUGAUGGACAGCAUGGACCAGUACAUGGCGUCCGCGGCCGACACCGUCGUCACCAAGGCCAAGAAUAUCUGCACCGCGUUCCCCAACGUGAGGGUGGAGACGUGCGUGGAGAAGGGCGACCCGCGCGACGUGAUCUGCGGCGCGGCGGAGAAGGCCGGCGCCGACUUGCUGGUGAUGGGCAGCCACGGCUACGGCUUCCUGCAGAGGGCGCUGCUGGGCAGCGUCAGCGACCACUGCGUGCAGAACUGCAAGUGCCCCGUGGUCGUCGUCAAGAGGCCCGACAGCAAGCAGCAGCAGCCGGCGCGCGGCGGCGACGCGAGUCUUGGCUCACCUUGAGGCCGCUGGGCACCACUCGCCUCGGUGCAACGUGAUGAUGGUCCCCUGUCCCCUGUACAUAGUCAUAGGAGCUUCGGCUGUUGCUCUGCUUGUAUGUCGCCCAGAGUAUCAAAUCGUCUUCACUAACUCACAUACUAUGUCUAUAUAUGAUGUUCCCGGUCACUAUAGCUGUUAUUAUAGUCACAUUGUCUGCACAUAUAUACUUGCUUCCAGUUUGUAUGUGAUCUACGAAGGAAACAUAUUAUUCCAAUAAAAUUUUCGAGCGUGCAGCACACCCUGCACCGCUACAUGUCUUCCGCA
This is a messenger RNA of Sorghum bicolor (sorghum), 1085 nucleotides long. RefSeq names its product universal stress protein PHOS34. NCBI's taxonomy places the organism in Eukaryota, Viridiplantae, Streptophyta, Magnoliopsida, Poales, Poaceae. The coding region runs from base 201 to 785 and encodes 194 amino acids. The record is from RefSeq and is a predicted model, not a curated record. The transcript has 3 exons.